This is a messenger RNA of Gekko japonicus, 2191 nucleotides long. RefSeq names its product RAB29, member RAS oncogene family (gene RAB29). Gene Ontology annotation, biological process: vesicle-mediated transport. The record is from RefSeq and is a predicted model, not a curated record. The transcript has 5 exons. The coding region runs from base 583 to 1200 and encodes 205 amino acids. NCBI's taxonomy places the organism in Eukaryota, Metazoa, Chordata, Lepidosauria, Squamata, Gekkonidae. Gene Ontology annotation, cellular component: Golgi apparatus; trans-Golgi network; vesicle. Gene Ontology annotation, molecular function: GTP binding; GTPase activity.
UAAAAGAAGGAAGCAGUGGUUAAGAUUUCACUUCACCUAACCGUCUAUAAGCCUGUUCCUCUCUAGCUGCGGGAUUCGUUUGGCAGGGCUCGGUGCAUUUCCUCCACGGCACAGCUGUGUGAAAGUUCGGUUGCCUGCCCAGCAAACAUGUGAGCAGUGCUUAUUCAUCGGGUAGAGGACGCUUGGGAUGCAUUUAUAUUUUGGGGUUGGUUUGUUUUGAGAAGUAAGUUCUUCUCCCGGUUAAUAGUGAUUUUAAAAGCUUCAGCGUGCUGGCUCUCUGAAUUCCCGGCAAGAACUGUUAUAGGAAGUCAAACGCGGAAGCUACACACCAAUUUUUGUCCCUCUUCCUCUAACUUCGGGGCACGCAUGGAAGAAAGAUGUCCUUUUUUCUGUGGGAAAUGAUGCUUGUAGACGGAAAGAGGUGUUAAGGUCUGGACUGCUUGAGUUUCGAAGAGGCUUCGUUGAACGCACGGAUUUUGCUUCUCUGUAAAGGAAAGUCAGGUGCUUGUUUUCAAGCGUGGCAGAGGAUUCUGAAGAACAAGCAGAGCGUGCUUCUGUUAGUCUGCUUGGGUGUUUCAAAAUAUGGGUCAUCACGACCAUAUGUUUAAAGUUCUAAUUAUUGGGGAUGCCACAGUUGGGAAGACCUCGCUGGUUCAGCGGUAUGCGAACGAUAGUUUCAACAAGCAUUAUAAAUCCACUGUGGGAGUGGACUUUGCUCUGAAGGUGGUGCAGUGGUCAGAGUCUGAGACUGUGAGGCUACAGCUAUGGGACAUCGCAGGUCAAGAGCGCUUCACGUCCAUGACUCGGCUGUACUACAGAGAGGCGUCAGCCUGCAUUAUCAUGUUUGAUGUCACCAGCAUUAGCACCUUCACCAGCUGCCAGAAAUGGAAGCAGGAUUUGGACAGCAAGCUGAAGCUGCCAGAUGGAAGCCCUGUCCCUUGCUUGCUGCUGGCUAAUAAAUGUGACCUUUCUCCAUGGGCUGUGACCAGAGAAGAAAUUGAUCACUUCAGUAAAGAGAAUGCUUUUACUGGCUGGACUGAAACAUCUGUCAAGGAAAACAAAAAUGUAAAUGAAUCUAUGAGAGUCCUUAUUGAGAAGAUGAUGACUAUGUCAUUGAAUGAUGGAGAGUCCUCUGUUCCAGGCCAUGGAGACUACAUUAACCUGAAGGAUGCAACCACACCCAACUGGGGAUGCUGCUAGCUACACACUCAGCAGCAACAGAUCAGGAGACAAAAACAGCAACAGAUCAGGAGACAAUGGUGUCUUUCAGACACAUAUUGACUUGCUAAGAGUGGUAGUGCAUAAUUUCCUGGCAUUGCUGCGAACCAACAGCAGGGAAGAGAGUUGUUCAAUCUAGCAGGGUGAUGGAAACCACUUUUUUAAAUGCUGGGAGCCACACAGUGUUGACUUUACCAUUCUUCACUAAAGCUUGGAUUGUCUCUGGAAUGAAGAAUCCUAUUCACUGUAACCCACUGCAGGUCAGGGAAAGUCUCCACCUUACUUGAACAAAGGUAUAGGAAAAGUGGCAAUAGAACCUUAAAUAGCUAGGAAAGGGAAGCCAAAGCAACCUGGUUGUGCCUGUCUCAUGUGUAUGGCUCUGUCUGUCUUUGCUCUCCCUUUGGAACAGAUUGCCUUUAAUGUCUCAUCUGUGGAAACAUGCUUUGGACUGUAAUUAUCCUUUUUUCUGGCAGAGCUGCAGAAUGGUCUUACAGCAACUCUUGUUGUGGUGAAGUGCUUGUCUUGAGAAGCUCAUUGCUGCUUUUGUGUAAUUUGGAAAACAACAGCAUUUAAGUAGAAGAAAAAUUACAAUGAACUCGGUGGCCUUUUUUGUCCCUGUUUUUAUGUGGGACACACAAUUGUUAAAGUCCUUUUGUGACCUGACGUCAUUUUAUUAGAGCAGCUAGCAAUGAAUUGAGGCAGAAGCUGUUAAUGGUUUUGCAUUGAUGCCUUAUUAGUGUACCAGCAAUAUUCUUUGUUUUUAUUGUCCUUUCCCUUCUAGGAUCUCACUUGCCUUUUCAGAUUCUGAUGAAUUACUUCCCCCUGGCUAUCCUAUUGUGGUGGGUAUAAACAGCUACAGCUGUCUGAAAGCCCACCGACUGGUUUUUGUGAUCCGAGGAGACAAACACAGAUGGGUUGCAGCAGGACAAAAAAUGAGAGUUAAAUUUUCACCAUGCCUUUUUGGUACCUGAUA